This is a messenger RNA of Mus caroli (Ryukyu mouse), 1505 nucleotides long. Lineage: Eukaryota; Metazoa; Chordata; Mammalia; Rodentia; Muridae. The record is from RefSeq and is a predicted model, not a curated record.
GCCGCCCCCCUCUCUACCUGGGACUUUCUUCCGGCCAGAGCUCCACAAAGAUCUCGCUGUCUUCCAACUUCCAAUCGCCUUCCCCACCUUCUUCCCCGCCCCACCUGGCCCUGGCGUGGACCCUGGGUGUCUCCUCCCCUUCCCACUUCCAGCUCCUUCUACGGAGUUUGAUUUGAACUUUCGAACCCGCCAAUCAUCGGCCUCGCUGCGGCCCGGGGCGGGGUCCGGUGUCCGCCCUCCCGACGCGUGGCCGGGCCAGGGUAUAUAAGCCCUGUCCUGGAGGCGGACCUUACACAGCUUCUCCCCCGGACUCCUUGGUAGUCUGUUAGUGGGAGAUCUUCGUCACCCUUUUUCACUUCCUCAGUUUUCGCGGACCACUUCAAGGACUAAAUAUGCGUGAGUGCAUCUCCAUCCACGUUGGCCAGGCUGGUGUCCAGAUCGGCAAUGCCUGCUGGGAGCUCUACUGCCUGGAACAUGGCAUCCAGCCUGAUGGCCAGAUGCCAAGUGACAAGACCACUGGGGGAGGAGAUGACUCCUUCAACACCUUCUUCAGUGAGACAGGAGCUGGCAAGCAUGUUUCCACUGCUGUGGUUGAGCCCUACAAUUCCAUCCUCACCACCCACACCACCCUGGAGCACUCUGAUUGUGCCUUCAUGGUAGACAAUGAGGCCAUCUAUGACAUCUGUCGUAGAAACCUCGACAUUGAGCGCCCCACCUACACCAACCUUAACCGCCUUAUUAGCCAGAUUGUGUCUUCCAUCACUGCUUCCCUCAGAUUUGAUGGGGCCCUGAAUGUUGAUCUGACAGAAUUCCAGACCAACCUGGUACCCUACCCUCGCAUCCACUUCCCUCUGGCCACUUAUGCCCCUGUCAUCUCUGCUGAGAAAGCCUACCAUGAGCAGCUUACAGUAGCAGAGAUCACCAAUGCCUGCUUUGAGCCAGCCAACCAGAUGGUGAAAUGUGACCCUCGCCAUGGUAAAUACAUGGCUUGCUGCCUGCUGUACCGUGGUGAUGUGGUUCCCAAAGAUGUCAAUGCUGCCAUUGCCACCAUCAAGACCAAGCGUACCAUCCAGUUUGUGGACUGGUGCCCCACUGGCUUCAAGGUUGGCAUUAACUACCAGCCUCCCACUGUGGUACCUGGUGGUGACCUGGCCAAGGUGCAGAGAGCUGUGUGCAUGCUGAGCAACACCACAGCCAUUGCUGAGGCCUGGGCUCGCCUAGAUCACAAGUUUGAUCUGAUGUAUGCCAAGCGUGCCUUUGUGCACUGGUAUGUGGGUGAGGGCAUGGAGGAGGGUGAGUUCUCUGAGGCCCGUGAGGACAUGGCUGCCCUAGAGAAGGAUUAUGAGGAGGUUGGAGCGGAUAGUGCUGAAGGAGACGAUGAGGGUGAGGAAUAUUAAUUAAUUCAUGUGCUGCCAGUCUAUACUUCUGUGGUCUCAUCUUUGUCUUUGCGUGUGCUCUAACUGUCCUAAACUGUCAAUAAAGGUGUUUCCGUUGUAAGUUGCAAA